AACAGGUACAUUUACAGCAAGCCACAUCCUCAUUCCCCUUGUCUUUCACACAGUCUGUGCAGCUCAAAGCCGAUGUUCUCCCAUGAUGAUAGCACAUCUUUAUCUUUUCUCUAUGUUCCACCUGUCUUUACAAUUUUUUGCCAAUGCCACACUGAACGUCGUUCAGACUCCUAAGAAUUUAUCGGUUACAAAGGGAGACAAUGCCAGUAUAACUUGCUCCUGGGAAGCUGAGGAUCAGGACGAGAGGAUCAGAGUCUGGUGGAAAAUAUAUUAUGAAUCAGCGAGUGGAGAUCAUGAUCCGACAGUUUUAGCAUCUCUUUUGUGGACAAACAAUAAAUCAGAGGUCAGAAUCAGAUCUCGGGAUCAGAGUGACUAUCAGUUAACAAAGGAUAAAGCCAAGCUCUGGCUUUUCUAUGUCAAUGAGAGCGACGCCGGAACUUACUUUUGUGAGAUCACCAUUGAUAAACCAGAUCUUCGAUCUGGAAAAGGAAAAGGCACAACAUUGUAUGUCACUGACUCUGAGAUUCAUACCUGGUGGAACUACAUCUGGAUUAUCCUUGCUAUUCUUAUUGCAUUCAUUAUAGUCACAAUUCCAAUUAUUUGGGUUUGCAAAAGAAGAAAAGAACCAACAGCUCUGUACAGUGAUCACCUGUAUGGCAACUUCACAAAAAACGAAAAGCAUUCACGCAGAAAAAUCUCCUCAAAAACCAAGAAGCACCAUCCAAGCAGAUGUAAAAAUGUUUCCAGUGUUGACAAGGGGAAAAAGAAACAACAACAAAAUGAGACUGUUUGAAUUUUCACUCGAUUAGAGACUUUCCCUUCAAGUUUAAUCCAUAUUACGAGAGCAAUUAUGGCCCGAGAAGCCAGGAAACAUUACAAUUCCCUCAAUGAGAUGGAGAAGACUCACAAUGAACCCCGGAUAACGUUUUCGUGAAAAAAACAACGAUAAAGAGUUUCCAGUCAAUGAAUCUGGGUUCCCCGUCUGUCCUGGAAUGAUGAAGGUUCUCACAGCUGGCUCCUCCUGUAUAGACUCCAUAUUAUGCUCAUAAUGACUGACAAGCAAUGAAAAAACACACAAUGUCAUAGUGAAAAGUUCACUGGACCCUUCAGCUGUUGUGCUGAGUUGUGUUUAAUACAGAGAAUAUAUUUUAUGGUUCUUCUAGACCAGUGAUCCCUAACCAGUAGCUCGUGAGUAACAUGUUGCUCCCCAACUCCUUGGAUGUUGCUCCCAGUGGCCUCAA
Messenger RNA from Xenopus laevis (African clawed frog), 1241 nucleotides. RefSeq lists its product as uncharacterized. The record is from RefSeq and is a predicted model, not a curated record. Bases 83 to 793 code for a protein of 236 amino acids. The transcript has 5 exons. Lineage: Eukaryota; Metazoa; Chordata; Amphibia; Anura; Pipidae.